Molecule: messenger RNA, 1755 nt
Organism: Funneliformis geosporum
Lineage: Eukaryota; Fungi; Glomeromycota; Glomeromycetes; Glomerales; Glomeraceae
Source: the annotation of a GenBank genome assembly
AUGAGGUCGAUUUGUUUGGUAGAGCGGGUAAAAUGGAAAUUUGGAGGAAAUAUGAAUCCUCAUGCUUUCGGCUUUGGUGAUGUUGAUAAUGACGAGGAUAAUGAAUUUGUGAUUGGUAAUUUAAAAGGUGAACUGGCAGUGUUUAAAGGUAUAUCCGUUUGCGGGGAACCUUAUAUGAUUUGCAAUGGGUUAGGAACAAUAACUUGUUUGGCCAUUGGUGAUAUCAAGAAUUCGGGAAAGAAUUCGAUUGUGUGUGUAAACGCGGAAGGUCAGUGCCAUAUCUUUGAUGUAGCACCCAGUAAUGAACUAAUUCCAAUAGUCGAUAAUGAAAAUACAACAACAUCAUCAAAGAAAAGUAAUGACUCUCAGAAUUCUACGAUGCGACCCAUCAUCAAUGUCAAUCCAUUGAUCAUCGAAAAACCUACAAUGACAUUGCCCGUUCCUGUUAACUGUAACCGAAUCCUGAUCGCAGAUAUCGAUGGUGAUGGAAUUAAUGAAGUUAUUCUUGCUCGUACUGAUCGCAUAUUACAUGUACUUCGUUUCCAAAAAUUAUCCAUUGAUAAUAUCAAGUCACUCACGAAGGAGCAACAAAACAUAUUGGCUAGGUCAAAUAUGAUGACGGAUCUCGCGUCUGAAAUGGCGAACUCUAAAGAUAAAGAAAAGAAAGGUGCCAAUAUCGUGAUGCACUUGGUAGAAAAAAAGAAAUUGUUCUUUGACGGACAGAUUACUUCUUUGUCCACAGCCAAGGAUCCAAUCACUUCAUCUCCAUUAUUGCUUGUUGGUCAACCUGGCGGUCACUUAAUAAUAAUUGAUAAGAAUGAGAAAAAAACCUUUCCUACUCAAGUAUCAGAUAAUCCUGAAAGUUGUGAUGAAUUGACAGAAGUUUCGACUGAAAUCGUCAGUGGAAUAAGGUUUAAGAAUGGUGAACGUUUGGAUGUUGUGGCAAUUAUCACCAUGGAUGGAAAAUUUACAUUAUACGAUCUUCAAAAUUCAAGCAUGAGACAUCAUGAAUUGCGAGUUACUCAUAAACUUUUUGGAAUGGCUGCUAUGAACCUUUGCAUAAAUGGUGAUAAAAAAUGCCUUGAUGAACCUGAAAAAUUGGGUGAUGAUAUUUUUGUUACUUGUGCGUGGAAUGGUAAUACAUAUAUGAUUGAUCAUGAUUUUAAUGUUGUCAAAUUUGAAUUUGAAACAAGGGUUUGUGCAUUCGCUGCAGGCCAAUAUGCUAUUGCACCCGGUCAUAACGUUAAUUGUUUUAUGUAUGUGGAUUUUGAGGAUCGAAUAACCGUUUAUUAUAAUUUGCGAAUUAAUACAAAACCGGUUACGAAUUUUACUGAAAUAAUGAAUGGUCAAUUUAAUCAGUUUGAUGAAUUAUUAAGAAACAAAAUACCAGAUUAUGAUCAAGAAAAAAAAGCACUUUCAAAUGGACAAAAUCAAUCUGUAUAUAAUAUCACCGAAUUUUUCCACCAAUGCUUGUAUCAAUUGGACGAUUAUAAAAAUAUGAAAGCUAAACUUCAACGGGAAAUCGAAGAACUGAAAAAGCAGAAACGCGAGGAAUAUGAGAAGGAACAAAAUGAGUUAAGAGAAAAAAAUGUUCCAACGGAAAGUGAUAAAUUAGGGUCUGCAGAUGAAUCGGAAUCGUUAAAUGAAGAACAAAGUCGAAAUCAUCAACAUGAAUCAUCAUCAAUAUCAGAACAAGAGGAAUGUACAUUUAAUAUAUUACAGGAUGUUGAAAAACGAGAGAUAGAAAACGAAUAA